Molecule: messenger RNA, 1630 nt
Organism: Lobosporangium transversale
Lineage: Eukaryota; Fungi; Mortierellomycota; Mortierellomycetes; Mortierellales; Mortierellaceae
Exons: 1
Coding region: 204-1592 (462 amino acids)
Source: RefSeq, a predicted model, not a curated record
GAGCGGUAAGCUCUCACCAAGCACUGGUGUUAUUACUUUUUGAUGGACUAAGUAAGUAUAAAAAGGCUUCUGAUCUCAUCUAUUUUCUUUCCAUAUCUCUCUUUUACGUUGCUUAUUCUAGUGUGGGAUCAUACAACGAUUCACAUUCUAUUCCUUAAUUUCAGAUAAAAAAAAUCUUCGUUAACCAUCAUAUUACAUCAACCAUGGGUCUCGCCACAUUCCAAUCAGUCAUUCGUUACUCCUUGAUGCUAGUAGCGUUAACAGCGUUCGGAUUUGACAUGUUUUUCCUCUAUGUCUAUAUCCAUUAUCCGGAAGUGGUUAUGUUCUGGCGAUAUUACGCUGGCACAGCUCUGGUCGGCUUUCUCUUCUUGAUAUUGGUCUUUUCAGAGAUUGGAUACCGUAUCAAAAACGCUCAACGACGACGAUAUGAACGACAAUACAAUUAUAGUUCCCAACAGUAUGUAUCCUUCUCGUCUCUUCAUACCCCUAGCUUGGUACACCCUGUCGUUGCCUCACCGCCUUUUGCUGCUGCUGCUACAACUGUUGUCCCGGGAUCAAGUGAGCCUGAGGGUGGGGUCAACAAUAACUAUAAGAAUAGUGAUAACAAUAAUAUCCAUGGCAAUAUCGUCAAUCUCUUGACGGCGCCCGAUGAUGCAUAUCAUCUUUACCCUCGAUAUGGAAUUGUUACACCAAUUGAACGCCGUUCUUCCUGCGUCACUGCUUGGUCCAUCAUUCGCUUCUUAGCUGUCUGGCUCAUCAGUGCUGGUCUUCUCAAUAUCUCUAUCCAAGCUUAUCAACGACAUGAGCGCCAAAUCUUUACACUGCCCUUCCAACGGGAUACUCAAGAUCGCGCAGAUAUCUACGAUGGACGCUACGGCAUCUACAACCCUCGCGACCUCUACAACUGUCCUCAUAUUGUGCGCUCCAAUCUUCUGUCCUACCUCUGCGUGUUCGAUCAAGUCGCCUUAGGGUUUUAUUCACUAGCAGGUCUGUUGGCUGUUGCUGAAGGCAUAGCCGCCGUCAUUGUCGAGAACCGUACUCGAGCAACAUUCAAAGGACUUUACAACCCCAACGAUGAUAUAGCUAAUAAGAUGUGGGGCAAGCAGAAGAAAAGUAUCGACUCCAUGGUGAAAAGAAGGAGCGAGGUCUAUGAUCAAGCCGAGAUGGGCAAUGCUCAUGUGCUUACCAUCCCUGACCACUCUACCACGCUAUCUACAGAUAAUGCCUUGGAGAUGUGCCAGUAUGGGCUUGCACACGCCAAAGCCUGCAUGUAUGAUGAUAAAGCUUCACAAGAAAGGCCUCUCCCACCAUUACCAGCACGUCCUGCUGCAGCACAAGAAAAGGAUAUGGUAGAAUCUGAUCAAUAUCAAAAUUCUCAUGCCUUCACCAGUACAGCCGCCCACAUUCCAUUGGAGGGAAAUGCCAAGGAAGGCCAGCAUUCUCGGAACACGGUUUUAGACUCUUUAGUCGAUCAUAGCGCUUUGGAUAGUAAAGAGGAUUCUACUGCUGCUACUAUGGUAGACCCCACAGGAAACCAACCCGGGCCUUCCAACUCUUUCCCAGUGGAUAUCAAGCGUUCAGAUGGCCUGUAGUUUCUUUUUAUUUUUUUUUUAUUUUUUUUUUUCUGAAG